Messenger RNA from Salvia hispanica, 763 nucleotides. RefSeq lists its product as uncharacterized. NCBI's taxonomy places the organism in Eukaryota, Viridiplantae, Streptophyta, Magnoliopsida, Lamiales, Lamiaceae. The record is from RefSeq and is a predicted model, not a curated record.
UAUUAUCUCCUUUUUCAAGAAAUCAAACAAGCCCUCCUCCCUCUUCAUUUUCUCCAUCUAUGGACAGAUAUUCUCGAGACGGAGCGAAUCUGAGCUUCGAGAGAGACCGGGCCUACGGGUUCUCGUGGCCUCAGAGGAACUAUAGCUGCAGCUUUUGCAACAAGGAGUACAAAUCUGCUCAAGCUCUUGGAGGUCACAUGAAUGUGCACAGGAGAGAUAGAGCAAGAAUGAGGCUUUCUCCAAACCCUAACCCUAACCCUAGUUUGUCAUCGUCUUCGUCUGCGAUGCCCUCCACAGCUAAGCUCUCGCCUUGUAAUAAUGUAGCACAUCUUGCUGAGAUCAGCUCACCGUCUCCACCUCCUCCCCGAGAAGAUGAGCUUGGAGCCACCGCCCUUUCCUCACCGCGCCAAAGCAUGGAGAAAUGCAAGAAUGGUGAUGUGGAAAUGCUUGAGUUUGCUAGCUUUUCAAGAAGAAAUGAUUUUAUAAGAUUGGAUUUGAGCUUGGGUUUGAUGCAAGAUGCAAAGGAGGAUUCGAGUUCGGAUUUGGAUUUGGAUUUGGAUUUGGAGCUUCGACUUGGUUGCUCAUAGAGAUGGUAUGUCCAAAAAUGUUUUUUAUUUGGACCUUGAAAUUUUUACCUCUUUCUUCCUUCCUCUUGGAAUUUGGAUUACCACUCUUUCAGCAGAGACAAUUAAAAGCCAAAAAAAUCAUAUAAAAUGAAUUGCAAAUCACCUUUCUUUUCUUCUUGCUUAGAGAUUGUGUGACG